CCAUGGAUGAAGAAGAUACGGCAGGGUACCGGGAGCCCUGCGCUCAGUGUGCCCGUGUCAACUGGGGCAUCUCCAAUGAGGGUAGCUUCUACUGCAGGUCCUGCCACAACGUCAUCGAGAGAACCAGACAGGUGGAGGACACCACCCUCAGUCAGAGCUCCAGCAGAGUCACCACCCUCAGCAAAGGUCCAAGAACCAAGAAGGCAGAGCGCGGCUACCCCUGGACCGUCUGCGAGGCGUUCCAGUUCAUCCUGAAGAACCAGGCCGACGCUCUGCUCGGACUGGGCCUCGGUCCUCGCUUCAAGGACCCGGUUCUGUGUGGGCUGUGGAGACUCUACCUGCAGAGGAGCCAGCAGGCGUACUGCCAGAACCUGCGGACCAGUUUAGAGUUCGGGCUGAGAGGCGUGGAGUCGGACCUGGACAGCGCAGCCGAGUCCUCCAGCGUGCUGUCAAUGGACGGCGAGUCGAACCUGUCCAGCACCGCCGGUUCUGAAGCAGAGAGCGGCCCGGCGGACCGCCUCAACCGGUCCAGGCGGUACCGCGGCCGGAUGAGCAUGAAGAAGACUCUGGCUCUGAUCCACCUGGCGCUGGCGUGGAGCGGCGAGGCGCUGACACUCAGCGACCUGCUCAGGCUGGUGAAGGGCGGCUUCGUCCCGUACGUGAACGCCUACGAACAACUUCCUGACGAGAUGAAGCUGUUUGGAAAAGCAGCGCUGAUCUUCAGCACCGAGAGGAUCCCGUCCUACAGCUCGGUCCACUUGGAGGCUCAGGAUCUGGUUCUGUUCCUGGACCUCCCCGCUCUCCCUCCGGUCCACCCUCAGUCUCUGCUCCAGCCGGCGGCGCUCUGCCUGCGUUACCUGACGGACGCCAAUCUUCCCGAUGAGCUGCACAGGUGGGUCUGCGGGCUGAUGGAGCGAGCGGGAGCCGCCGCCGACCCGUUAAACUCAAAGCGGCGCCCCGACCUGCCGCGCCCCGACCUGCGGACCGCCGCCUCCAUCUUGGUCACCAUGAAGCUGAUGUUCGGUCUGGACGACUGCACCGAGUGGGACUUAUCGACCGUAGUCGGCCUUCAGGACCCCUCAGGAAACCUGUUCAGCUUCAGGAGGUGGUUCAGACUCAUGCAGGCCACUCUGAGCCGGGCUCAGCAGGACCGGGACCGGGACCUCAGCAGGAAACAGUGGAGGCCGAAGAAUCCCAUCGUCGUCAACAGGAAGGAGAAAUACUUAAUGACGAAGAGGAAACGAGUCUCCGAGCAGCUGCAGGUCUGCUUUGAGAAGCUGUCCUCCUGUCCAGCAGGCGUUCAGGACGUCCGUCCAUCCAGCUUCAGGUUCUGCUGGGGGGACGAGGACGGAUCGGAUGGUCCCAGUCUGCACCACAUGAAGCUGGACGCAGUCUUGACCGGGGAAGGCGGCGUCCUGACCCCCUCAAACGGCUCGUACUGGCACCCAGCGCUCCAACCAUGCCGGAUCCGGCGAUGUUCGGCUCGGUGUCGUUACGACUAUCUGGAGCCGACGCUGCCGCGCUCCUUCGUGUGGCUGCUGCAGCUCUUCUGCUUCCUGCUGGACGUGGAGGUCUGGACUCUGUUCAAGGAAGUGCUGAGUGUGGAGAGACGGCUGUUCUGCACCUCCUUACCUCAAGACCGAAAACUCCUGAAGGCCAGGAGCCGGACGAGGAGGAGCCAAAGUUCAGCUAAAAGUCUGAACAAGAAGCCGAGGACCUGA
Nematolebias whitei (Rio pearlfish) is the source of this 1721-nucleotide messenger RNA. It is a transcript of the gene taf1b, whose product is annotated as TATA box binding protein (Tbp)-associated factor, RNA polymerase I, B. Bases 3 to 1721 code for a protein of 572 amino acids. NCBI's taxonomy places the organism in Eukaryota, Metazoa, Chordata, Actinopteri, Cyprinodontiformes, Rivulidae. Gene Ontology annotation, molecular function: RNA polymerase I core promoter sequence-specific DNA binding. Gene Ontology annotation, cellular component: RNA polymerase transcription factor SL1 complex; RNA polymerase I core factor complex. The transcript has 15 exons. The record is from RefSeq and is a predicted model, not a curated record. Gene Ontology annotation, biological process: nucleolar large rRNA transcription by RNA polymerase I; RNA polymerase I preinitiation complex assembly.